AUGGUCAAAGUCAAGGAAGUUCCAGAUGAAUCGCCCUAUGGCAGCUCAGCCUCGGAGGCGUCUGGCUCGUCAGAAUCGCUCGCGUCUGUGAUUUCCGACAUUGACGUGGAGAAAGAGACCAUCCUAGACAGAAUAGUCGCACUCGUCGACAUCGUUCCUCCACAGACGAGACACAACAUCUCGACCACGGUGUCGAGCGUCGCGUCAAAAGUACAUACGACAGGCAGAGUCUUUGGAAACAUUCUCUGGGUAAUUGCAACAUCCGUCGUACUCGUUGGUGUACCGCUAGCACUCGCUCUUGAUGACGAGGCAAAGGCUACCCAGGCCGAGCGAGAGAUGGGAUCACAGCCAGGUCAAAUAGGGAUGAUGGGCCCCGCCGGGAUGCUUCCCAGUAAAGACGAGCAGCGAAAAGACACAGUCACACCAGCCGGUUUCUAA
Molecule: messenger RNA, 438 nt
Organism: Serendipita indica DSM 11827
Lineage: Eukaryota; Fungi; Basidiomycota; Agaricomycetes; Sebacinales; Serendipitaceae
Source: the annotation of a GenBank genome assembly